Aspergillus alliaceus is the source of this 921-nucleotide messenger RNA. RefSeq names its product putative mitochondrial tricarboxylate transporter (Ctp). The transcript has 9 exons. Lineage: Eukaryota; Fungi; Ascomycota; Eurotiomycetes; Eurotiales; Aspergillaceae. The record is from RefSeq and is a predicted model, not a curated record. Bases 1 to 921 code for a protein of 306 amino acids. Gene Ontology annotation, biological process: mitochondrial citrate transmembrane transport.
AUGAGCGCUGCAGAAAACGAUCGGGGACGAAAGCCCAGCAGUUUGCGGUCGAUUUUUGCAGGCUCGACCGCCGGUGCCAUUGAAAUAGCAAUCACCUAUCCGGCUGAAUUUGCGAAGACUCGGUCACAACUCAAUCGCAAACUACCAGACGGGCAGAAACUGCCAUGGCCCCCAUUUGGGACGCAGUGGUACGCUGGUUGCACUACUCUGAUCAUAGGAAAUUCUCUCAAAGCAGGCAUUCGAUUCGUCGCUUUCGAUAGAAUAAAAUCACUUCUGCAGGACGAAAAUGGCAAGAUAUCAGGCCCACGAACGGUGAUUGCCGGGUUUGGAGCUGGCUUCACUGAAUCCCUUUUCGCAGUGACACCAUUUGAAAGCAUUAAAACGCAAUUGAUUGACGAUCGCAAAUCUGCGAACCCUCGUAUGCGCGGAUUCUUGCAUGGCAGUAAACUGAUAUUUAAGGAGCGAGGUGUUCGAGGUUUUUUCCAGGGCUUCGUUCCUACAACGGCAAGGCAAGCUGCCAACUCUGCGACAAGAUUCUCAAGCUAUACUAUGUUAAAGCAACUAGCUGAAAGCUAUGUCGCACCUGGGGAGAAGCUGGGAACUGCAAGCACCUUUGCCAUCGGCGGUAUGGCGGGCUUUAUAACUGUAUAUGUCACACAGCCCCUUGAUACCGUCAAAACCAGGUUUGAUGAUAGCUCUACCCUGAGAGAUCUGAUGCAAUCGCUAGAAGCGUCUAAGAACUAUAAGAACAGUUUUGUCUGUGCAGCAAGGAUCUUCAAAGACGAAGGGAUAUUCACUUUCUGGUCCGGAGCCGUUCCGCGACUCGCUAGGCUGAUCUUGAGCGGAGGAAUAGUGUUCACAAUGUACGAGAAAACGAUGGAUGCUCUCGACACUCUAGACCCGAAGAGACAAUAUAUCUGA